This is a messenger RNA of Drosophila santomea, 3072 nucleotides long. RefSeq lists its product as uncharacterized. Gene Ontology annotation, molecular function: aspartic-type endopeptidase activity. The transcript is spliced from 2 exons. Gene Ontology annotation, biological process: proteolysis. Lineage: Eukaryota; Metazoa; Arthropoda; Insecta; Diptera; Drosophilidae. The record is from RefSeq and is a predicted model, not a curated record. The coding region runs from base 1 to 3072 and encodes 1023 amino acids.
AUGGUGGGCAACUGUACAUCGAGGCAUACUUGUCGGAUCUGCCGCCGCAAGCAUCAUACUUUGGUUCAUGGCUCGUCGCAGCCAAUUCAAAAUGGCAACAACAUUGACACAGCAAGUGUUGGCAGCCGCGAUCGACCAGCAGUCUCACAUGCGGGAUCUACAAUUGGCCACAAUCAACCGUUAGCUCGAGAAGGUCAUCGCUUGGGAAGCGAGACUCCCGCGGAAAACAACUUUACGCAUCAUACUCUGGAGAAUAUUCCGGCGGCUGGUUCUCAGACUCUGUUGCCAACCAUCCUUGCUGACGUCAUCGACGCCUGGGGAAACACUACAACCUGCAGGCUGCUCCUGGACACUGGAUCUACAAUAACCUUGGCAACGGAAUCAUUUGUUCAGCGAAUAGGCGUGCGUCGAACGCACGCACGGAUUUCUAUUCUCGGUCUCGCCGCCAACAGCGCGGGCGUUACCCGAGGACGCGCACAUAUCAAGCUGCGCUCUCGUCAUUCGGGCCAAACUGUCGAACUGGUCUCAUUCAUUCUCAACUUGCUGACGUCAUCACUUCCUGCCCAAGUUAUUGACACCUCAUCCUCUACGUGGAGGCAAAUCUGCGAGCUUCCUUUGGCAGACCCAACGUUCUGCACACCUGGAGCAAUCGAUGUCAUUGUUGGAUCGGAUCAACUUUGGUCUCUAUACACAGGAGAUCGGAAACACUUUGGUAACGACUUUCCUAUCGCUCUCAAUACUGUAUUUGGUUGGAUUCUUGGAGGCUCUUACUCUGCAUUCGAUGAUCACCCUACUUCUGCGGUUACUCAUCACGCGGACCUAGACGCGAUGGUUCGUUCAUUCAUGGAGAUGGACAGCAUUCAGCCUAACCAGGCUCUCCUGGACGCCAGCGAUCCCACAGAGCGUCAUUUUGCUGCCACACACAAGCGCUCGACGGACGGGGUGUACGUCGUCGAGUAUCCCUUCAAGGAGAAGGCACCGCCUAUUGAUUCGACCUUGCCACAGGCCAUCAAUCGCUUCUUCUCGCUGGAACGCAAAUUUCGUCGGUAUCCAGAAUUGAAGCAGCAGUACGAAGCUUUCCUGGACGACUACUUGCAACGUGGACAUAUGGAACAACUGACCUCGGCUCAGGUUGAGGAGUCCCCAGACACCUGCUUCUAUUUGCCGCACCACGCUGUCAUCAAACUGGACAGUCUGACUACCAAAUGUCGUGUAGUUUUUGAUGGAUCAGGAAAGGACAGCUCUGGAGUAUCGCUCAAUGACAGACUACAUAUUGGUCCACCGAUUCAACGCGAUCUUCUUGGCGUUUGUCUACGCUUCCGGCAGCACCAAUAUGUUUUAUGCGCAGAUGUCGAAAAGAUGUUUCGAGGCAUUAAAAUCUUUAAGCCACACACCAAUUUUCAGCGCAUUGUUUGGCGCAAGACUGAGAAUGAACCUCUGCUUCAUUUUCGCCUGCUGACGGUUACCUACGGAUUGGCACCGUCACCAUUUCUGGCUGUUCGAGUUCUAAAGCAACUUGCCGACGAUCAUGGCCAUGAAUACCCUGCAGCAGCUCACGCUCUUCUGCACGAUGCCUAUGUGGACGAUAUCCCUACAGGCGCCAACACACUCGAGGAGCUUAUGAUUCUCAAGGACGAGCUUAUAGCCCUCUUGGAUAAGGGAAAAUUCAAGCUACUCAAAUGGAGUUCUAAUAGUUGGCGUCUUCUGAAAUCAUUACCAGAGGAAGAUAGAUGUUUUGAACCUAUCCAGCUCCUCAACAAAUCAGCUGCGGAUUCACCUGUCAAAGUUCUUGGUAUCCAAUGGAACCCUGGGAAGGACGUUCUGUAUCUCAACCUAAAGGGAUGCGAUGCGACCAUUUCUCCGACGAAAAGAGAACUCUUGUCUCAGCUAUCAAGAAUUUAUGAUCCGCUUGGACUGGUAGCGCCGGUCACAGUUCUACUCAAGCUAAUCUUCCAAGAAAGCUGGACAAGUGUCCUGCAGUGGGACGACCCCAUUCCUAAAAGUCUACGUACGCGCUGGAGAGCCUUAGUAGAGGAUUUGCCAGCACUUACGCAAUGCCAAGUACCACGGUAUAUUGCGUCACCAUUUCGAGAUGUUCAACUACACGGAUUCGCCGACGCAUCCUCGCACGCCUACGGUGCGGUUGCAUCGCUCGAGUUGCAGUUGGAUGCAGCUUUCAACACGAGCUGCUGGACAGAUUCAGAAAUUGUGCUACACUGGCUUUCAGCUCCCCCUCGACGGUGGAACACCUACGUCUGCAACCGAACUUCUGAGAUAUUGAGCGACUUUCCACGUAGCUGCUGGAACCAUGUUCGCACGGAAGACAAUCCUGCUGAUUGUGCUUCCCGAGGACUUCAUCCGUCAAAGCUUCUGGAGCAUCGACUGUGGUGGAAAGGUCCGUCCUGGCUGGCCACACCCACCUCUGAGUGGCCACCUUCUACAAGCAAGUUCAGCGUAUCUUCAAGUUUCGAUGUCAACACCGAAGAACGAGCCAUAAAGCCCACGACUCUACAUAACUUACCUGAUGAAAGUAUACACGAGUUACUCAUCCACAAAUUCUCAACCUGGACGCGUCUUAUAAGGGUAUCUAGCUACUGUCAUCGCUUUAUUCACACUCUUCGAUCUCAUCAUAGGAAUUCGGCACCAUUCCUUACGUCUGAAGAGUUGCUGGACGCACAGCGCCGACUUAUUCGACAUGUGCAACAGAAAUCCUUUGCCAGAGAAUAUGCGCAGCUAGAGAAUCGACGCCAGCUUAACGCUAAAUCGCAUCUUAUCCGGUUUUCUCCGUUUCUGGAUGAUUAUGGAGUAAUGCGAGUCGGUGGGAGAAUCGAGCAAUCUACACUCAACUACAACGCCAAGCACCCGAUUCUGAUACCUAAAGAUACACCACUAGCUGGACUGCUGGUUCGACAUUUUCAUGUCUCCUAUCUGCACACUGGAGUUGAUGCAACGUUCACCAAUCUUCGUCAGCAGUACUGGAUUCUGGGAGCCCGCAAUCUCGUCAGAAAGGCAGUCUUCCAAUGCAAAUCCUGUUUUCUUCAACGAAAGGGCACAAGCAACCAGAUCAUGUGA